This is a messenger RNA of Symbiodinium necroappetens, 956 nucleotides long. The record is from the annotation of a GenBank genome assembly. Lineage: Eukaryota; Dinophyceae; Suessiales; Symbiodiniaceae.
AUGGCGCGCACGGCUCCCGCUCUCACGGCCCUGCAGCGCCGGGCUGCAGAGCGCAGCUACCCGCCGGUCCCAGCCCAUUGUGUUGUGACCGGUGGCAGCGGUUUCGUCGGGCAGCGCUUAGUAGAGAUGUUGGUGGAGCGAGGGGCGCAGCGAGUCGUGUCUUUCGACAUUCUUCCCCAGCCGCCCAGUGCCUGGCAGGACUCGCGCAUUGUCUACAUGCAGGGUGACCUUCGCCGCCGCGUAGAUGUGGACCGUGCCGUGGCCGGAGCUGACUGUGUCUGGCAUGUCGGUGCGGCUGUCGGACCCUUUCACCCAAGCGAGCUCUACGAGGAGGUCAACGUCGGCGGCUGUCGCCAUGUGGUUGAGGCGUGUCUUGCUGCCGGAGUCGGCAAACUCGUCAUGUCUUCCUCGCCGUCAACCCGCUUCGAUGGCUCAGACAUUGAUGGGCUCACGGAACUGGAGCUGCCAAAGUUGCCCCAGAAGUCGUACUUACAGGAGUAUGCAGAGACCAAAGCCAAAGGGGAGCUGGUGAUUACCCAGGCCUGCUGCGAGAAGCUGCUGACGGUGGCCAUCGCACCCCAUCAGGUCUACGGGCCGCGUGAUACGCUCUGGACGCCCAACAUCAUGGAGACAGCUGCGACAGGCAAGCUCCGCGUGUUUGGCAACGGCAGGAACCGGGCCUGCUUUACUUACGUGGACAACUACUGCCACGGGUUAAUCUUGGGGGAGCGCGCCCUCAAGGAGGGCAGCCCGGCCUUGGGCGGCUUCUACAUCUGCACAGAUGCAGACACCCAUCCUCACAGUGAGGGCUAUGCCUACCUUUGGGAGGAGGUGGAUCGCUUUGCCGUGGGUCUGGGCCUGCCAUCCGUGCUGGAGAAGUUUCACCUGCCUCAGUUCCUGAUGUAUUUCUUGGCCUACAUCUGCAACGUGGUUGGCUUCUGCCUCGGCCGAAAGCU